UUAUAUGAGGAAUAUACUCAAUUAUUUGUGUAUAAAACAAUGCAGUAGGGCAACAGUAGUAAAUAAAAGUCCUUCUUUUAUCCACUGUUAACUUUGGUAUAAAAAUAGUAUGUUCAGUCGAAAAGAUCAAAUAAAACGUAAAACGGGGGAACAUGGAAUAGGGCGAUACGAAUUUCUAAAACAGUUGGUUAAUGAAUUUGCUGCAACGAAGAGCUUUGAGGCUCAAAGACAAACACUUGCCAACCUCGCAAAUUUUGCCUAUGAUCCUGUAAAUUAUGAAUACAUUAAACAACUUCAUAUAGUGGAUCUAUUUUUGGCACAACUCUCUGAAAAUUCUGAAGAGCUCAUACAUUUCGCCCUAGCAGGAUUGUGCAAUAUAAUAUGUGAUCCGGAAAGCAGAGAAUACAUCAUUUCACUUAAUGGAGUAUAUUUAAUUUCAAAGUAUUUGCUCCAUGAGAAUGAGGACAUUGCUUUGAAUUCAAUUACAACCUUGUUUUAUCUUUUUGAAUCAAAAACGGUAAAAAUUCCUGAAAGUUUGUUACCACGAAUUCAGCAGUAUGUAAAUAAUGCUAAUAUCAGAUACCACAAUCUAGGAAAAAUUUUUGUGGAUACAUACUACCCUUCAGAUGUAAUGGCUGAUUUAAUGAUGUUUUAUAGAUUGAUGAUAAGGUCCUUAUCUUGCAAAACUGUUGUUCUGGGACAAGAAGCCUGUCUCACCAAAACAAUAACGCUUAGAGAUGUACAAAAGUUUGUAGAUAUAAGCGGUGACUCAAAUCCUAUACAUUUGGCAACAAAUGGAAAUAGAGUAGUGGUACAUGGUGCUUUUCUAAAUGCGAUCAUUUCGAGAGUCAUUGGGACCAAAUUGCCUGGCCCUGGAACACUGGUGGUCAGGCAGAAUCUAAAUUUUCCCAAUAAAUGUUAUGUUGGUGACACAAUUGAAGCUUCUGUUCGUGUGGAGGAUAUUAGGAAGAUAAUUAAAGUAAGUUUUAAGUGCCAGGUCAAAACAGAAAGUAAAGUUGUGCUCUAUGGAGAUGCAUAUUUAGUGAGAGAUAAAAGUUAACUGUGUGUACAUAUAUUUGUUGUUUGUUUUUGUGUUUACUACUUGCCUUUUAAUAAAGAAAAGGGUGUGAAUUCCUUUGGAAUUCAUAAACGUUGGUUAUGGAACAACCCAUUUUGGCUUAGAUACAUUAUUAUUAAACUGUACUUACAUUCAACACUUGAUAGGACAUGAGAGCAGAAGCAAUAAAAAGCUUUGGAUAAUUUGUAAAUCUAGAGAAUAAUUCGCAUUUUGCUAUGAGGCAUGGCGACCGCAAAUGUUUCAGUUUUCAGUAAAAUUCCAUGUGGAAGUUUUUUCAUGUUUCAUUAAUAAUAGAAUACGCGUUUAAUACAGAUUUAAUAAAAGGAAAAUAAUAUCUUUUUUCCUUGCGCAUCCGCCCUUUCACGUACUUAUAAUAUAAAAAUUUCAUUUUACAUUUGAUCAUCAAUAUCGU
Messenger RNA from Cylas formicarius (sweet potato weevil), 1490 nucleotides. Its product is annotated as armadillo repeat-containing protein 7. Lineage: Eukaryota; Metazoa; Arthropoda; Insecta; Coleoptera; Brentidae. The record is from RefSeq and is a predicted model, not a curated record.